AUGGCCUUGGGAUGUAUGCUAGCUCAGCCUGAUGACUCAAGGAAGGAGCGAGCUAUUUACUAUCUGAGUAAGAGGAUGCUGGAGCAUGAGAUGAGAUACGUUAUGAUUGAGCACCUUUACUUAGCACUAGUUUGGGUUACCAAGAGAUUGAGGCAUUACAUGACAGAGUAUGCAGUGCACUUGAUAUCCCGCCUAGAUCUGUUGAGAUACUUAUUUGACAGACCUGCAUUGACUGGUAGAUUGAUGAGAUGGCUCAUACUUUUGACAGAGUUCGAUAUUCACUAUGUUUUUCAAAAGUCCAUUAAGGAAAGUAUUGUCGCCGAUCACUUAGCCUCACUACCGACAUCUAAGGAUAGACCAAUUGAUGAUGAUUUUCCAGAUGAGGAGUUUGUUGCUAUAAGUAACUUAUUAGAAUGGUGCAUGUACUUCGAUGGUGCAACCAAUCAGUUAGGGUAUGUGAUAGGUGUUAUGUUGGUAUCCUCUCAAGGUGAUCAUAUUCCAAGGUCCAUUCGUUUGGCGUUCUCUGAUCGAUAUCCUACCAUGAAUAAUAUAGUUGAGUAUGAGGCUUGUAUCCUUGGUCUAGAGACUACAUUGGACCUUAGCAUUAGACUGAUUGAGGUGUUUGGGGACUCCUCAAACAGAUUCAGGGAGAUUGAAAGACUAAGGACGUAA
Messenger RNA from Vitis riparia (riverbank grape), 672 nucleotides. RefSeq lists its product as uncharacterized. The transcript has a single exon. The record is from RefSeq and is a predicted model, not a curated record. NCBI's taxonomy places the organism in Eukaryota, Viridiplantae, Streptophyta, Magnoliopsida, Vitales, Vitaceae. Gene Ontology annotation, molecular function: nucleic acid binding. The coding region runs from base 1 to 672 and encodes 223 amino acids.